Mizuhopecten yessoensis (Yesso scallop) is the source of this 4412-nucleotide messenger RNA. RefSeq names its product protocadherin-9-like. The transcript is spliced from 7 exons. NCBI's taxonomy places the organism in Eukaryota, Metazoa, Mollusca, Bivalvia, Pectinida, Pectinidae. The record is from RefSeq and is a predicted model, not a curated record. Gene Ontology annotation, molecular function: calcium ion binding. Gene Ontology annotation, cellular component: plasma membrane. Gene Ontology annotation, biological process: homophilic cell-cell adhesion. The coding region runs from base 553 to 3537 and encodes 994 amino acids.
GACUGCAGGACAAUUGUAUCAUGUGACAGGGUUCGUUGAGGCGCGACUGGUUGACUGUCGGGAGUGACAAUGUGAUGUGUUACUGGAGUCGAGGUGUCACAGGUAAAAACUCAUCAGCCGCGUACCUACCUGGUACCCUAGACUGACGACACGCUGACCAGAAGCUGACCGAUGCGUUGUGACGAGCAAGAAACAAUACUGACCGCAGACAGAGUGGACACUCGCGAGGAUUGACAUCUGGACUUAAACAAUACUGGUCAUUAUUGAUGAUAAAUUGAGCAUCCUUGGCAAUAUCCAUGGUGUCACCCCUCGUCCACAGGUAGAUGGUCGGAACCACAGCUGUGUGUGUAUGUAGUCAUUCUCCUCGCGCUGGAGGUGUGUUUAACAUUUACGUGGAUAACGGCAAGAAAUUCAGAACUUUUCGCAACCUGAAGUAACGGGACUCUAACGGCUAGCAAUCAGUGACAGAUAAACCCUGUGUGAGAGAUGCUGUGAUGUGAUUCCCCACUGGCAUGAUCAGAUAGAAUAGAAACGGAAAUAUUUAAAGCCAAAAUGGCGGAGACUGUUGUGAGAAUACUGUUGGUGUUUUCGAUGUUAACACUGUCUGGAUGUAUUGACCUGUUCUACAGCGUCCAAGAGGAACAGACACCACCGGUCAUUCUUGGAAAUGUGGAGACGGACAGCUCUGUCCUUAACCUCAUCGAUCCCGACCAGCAACAAAACAUCAAAUACAGAAUCUUGAACACGGCCGAGAGCUUCACAACAAACUUUGACCUUGAGGUCAGUACUGGAGUGCUGAAACUUGAUGCAAAACUCGACCGUGAGGCUUUGUGUAAUUCGGCUGCAGCUUGUGUGUUACAACUGAGCAUUGCUGUGGCGUCUUCUGAUAAGUUCAUCACUUCCAUCAAGGUCAAUGUCACUGUAUUGGACACAAAUGAUCACAAACCUUUGUUCUCAAGGAGUUCCAUUUCGGUACCGAUCUCUGAGCGGUCGUCUGUGAAUCUAACAUUUCCCAUCAUUGGUGCAACAGAUUUGGAUGCUGUCGGUCUAAACAAUUCCAAAAUUUCUUACCAGAUCUUCCCGAACAGCGAGACAUUUGGUCUUAAACUGAUGUCAGGUUCACAGGGUAGUACUGAUGUCAGCCUCAUUCUGAAACAGACAGUUGACCGGGAGAAACUUGACAACUAUCAGAUCUAUGUGGUGGCUAAGGAUAUGGGUGUCCCUCAACUGUCCAGUACGCUGACUGUUGAUGUCACCGUCGAGGACUACAAUGACAACAAGCCAGUCUUCACGAAGAAUCGAUACAAUGCUACUGUCCGGGAGGAUGUCGCUAUAGAUACAGUGAUACAGACAGUUGUGGCUUCAGAUUUGGAUGCUGCAGAUAAUGGAAGGGUCAAGUAUGAGUUCGUAUUUCCACAGACUUUGUUUGAAUUGGACGGAGAGUCUGGGGAAAUAUCAGUCGUCCAGCAGCUCACGUUUUCUGCGGCCCCGCUGGAGUUGUCUGUCCGGGCAUACGAUCUAGGAACGCCUCAGCAAACCAGUCUCACUCUGGUAGAUGUACACAUUAUUGACAUCAACAACCAUGACCCUGAAAUUAAUAUUCGUCUCCUUAGUAACUCCAACUCCGCUACAGUUGAGGAAAACUCCAAUAUUGGAACGCUGGUGGCAUAUGUUUCCGUCCAAGACAAGGAUAGCUCCAAUAAUGGAAAGGUAAACUGCUCCAUUAAAAGCUCUCAGUUCAGUCUGCUCAGAAUCUCAAAUUCUGAGUAUACUGUAGUCACCGCAGAAAAGCUUGACCGCGAGGACAAGAUUGAGUAUGUCAUAACAGUGCUGUGUGAGGACAAUGGUCAGCCACGCAGGAACCAUUCAGCCAGCUUUAUUGUCGAGGUCCUUGACAAGAAUGACAACAUGCCCAUAUUCAUGCAGGGUGUUUACUAUGGCAACCUCACAGAGAACAACCAGGCAGGUAAAAUGGUGACUCGCGUGUCUGCCUCUGAUAUGGAUCAAGGAGUGAAUGCCGAGGUCCGAUACUUCGUAGAAAGUGACUUUGCUGAUAUGUUCUACGUGGAGCCAACAACGGGCGUGGUCAUAGCCAAUGUGAGGUUUGACCGUGAAAAGGUCAGCGAAGUCAGGUUUAAGGUGCUGGCCAUGGACUCCGGUACGGACAUAAAAUACACGUCAAACACAACCGUGAUAGUGACUAUCAUAGAUGAUAAUGAUGAAUACCCGCUGUUCACACAAACAAGAUUCAACUUCUCGAUAAGUGAGAAUCAGAAUGCUGACACGUUACUUGGAAAUAUCUCAGCCACUGACCGCGACAUCGGAAUGAACGGACAGGUCAUGUACUCCCUCCCAUCUCAACACCAGAUGACCUUACCCUUCGUAGUGUUUCCUAAUGGAACAGUCAAAUCAAAUCGUCCUCUUAACAGAGAAUUAAAAAGUAGCUACGAUUUCAUUGUCAUGGCAACAGACAGAGGAGUGCCAGCCUUGAGUAGCACGGCAAAGGUAUCGGUCCAAGUUUUAGACAAAAAUGACAAUUAUCCACAAAUUAUUUAUCCUGUCAAAAACAAUGGUACAGUUAUUGUGUCCCAUCUCACACCACCAGGUAAUGAGGUGACAAAAAUAGAUGCAUAUGACCUUGACGAAGGUCGUAAUGGUGCUUUGGUGUUCUCAAUGUCGCGAGCUAGUGCUAACGAGUUAUUCUACAUAGAGGAGACAACCGGGAAGAUUUACCUGGCUCAGGAAAUCCGCACGGAGGAUAUUAAAGACUAUAACCUCAUGAUAGAGGUCAGUGACAAGGGCAUCGUGCCAAAAAAGAGCGGUGCCGAUAUUACGCUGAGGAUCGAGUUCACAGUGACGGAGGAGACAUCUCAACCUGGCAUUGGCCAAAAUGUUCUCAUUGCCAUAACAAUUGCUUGUGUGACAAUCGUGCUAUCUCUGGCAAUCUUAGUGACAAUAUUUUUAAUAAGGAGGGGGGACUCGUCCAAGGGGAGUGGGCGGGGCAGUCUCACCGAACAUGAGGAAGUGAAAGUGACAGAGACACUACAAAUUCCUCCCAAAAAGCCAUGCUUAGCCAGGGAGGGGGCACGCUCACCCCUCCCAGAAAACAACAAUAGUGUUCAUUAUGAUGUGAAAAAAGAAGUUAGUUUUUCAAUGGACGAUCACGAUCACAGGGAUUCUGGGAUAUUUAUGAUUGCCAACGAUCACUCCAGUCCUGUACCCAUGACAAGACAGAGUAAAACACGUCAGCUACAGACAUUCAUAUCCCAGCAGCCCCCAACUCGAGAUAAACAGGAGAGGCGUGGGGCCGAUCCCGCGCAAGACGAACUUCAUCGCAUGGCAUCCAUACGACUUCACGAAAAACUGAUGCAUUCCUACAAUAAACCCUUGGUCUACCACCCCGACGAGAAUCGACAGUUAUUAUUGCUGAAAAAAGGGUUAGAGGACUCGCGUAGCGACAACUCAGGGGAGGUAACUACAGACAGUGGACGGGGUGGCAGCGAGGAAGAUAUGCACCAUGCAAGCAUCAUGAUAUAGGAUGGCAGGGAAUCAACUCAUAAAAAAAAGGCAAUUUUACAUGAUAUGGCAGUGAAGAAAAAAGAAGUGAUAUUUAACUAUAUAGGGUAACAUGGAAGAUGGCUAUAAAUAUAGCCAGAGGUCAGGAACUGUACAAAGGUCAAGGUUAGAGGUCAACCAAUAACUGAUGCUCAGAACUCCAGCCAAAUUACUAUAGAUCAACUCCCUAGUUGACUGACCAUGUCUGUGUUCCUGUGACAGGUCAUCAGGUGCACAUCUGAUUUUACAGAUUGGACCAGCUGUACUGAAGCUACUUCUCAGGAAAAUGGAUGUAAUUGUUUUGCUUAAAGCAACAAGACUGUGAAUGUGAUCCCCCAUAGGGAUUGAGUUCUUAAUAUUCCUUCAAAAGGACAAUUACAUGUUAUGUAUUUUUUCAUGAGAUUCCCACAAGUUUCUUCCAUAUGCUCGGUACAUAUGCUGCUGCUGCUGAAGAUGUAUUUUCGUGCCUGUUGAUGAUAUUCUACAAAAGGUCCUGACCACUUACAAAGUCUGUUGGCCACUCAUAAUGACACAAUGUAAAUUAUGAUCUCAAGCCUAAAAAAAAAUGUUAUUGUCAAAACCAAUCAUAAUUCAUCUCUUAUCAACCAAUUACAGGCCAUCUCUCAUUAACCAAUCACAGUCCAUCUCUCAUCAACCAAUCAGUUAUCUGCUCAUGAAUGAGGACAAUUAAGUUACUGAAUUGUCAAAAUUGUAUUGUUAUGACCAUGAAAUGUUAUUUAUUUUCUAGUCCUGUAAUAAAACCAUUUUGUACACAUUUAUUACCGCGACUGAAACUGUUUUGUACUGAUAUUUAUUAUGUUAUUGUUUUAUAUACAACAGUAAUAAACAAAAUUUAA